UCAACUUUCAUCUCUACAAAAGGGUCUCAGGAGUUUGUAUAGCUCUACUUUCUUUUUUCUCCUGUAAGAGUUUGGAAAAUCUUCAAUCAAACACUUAAAUAGAAAAAUAAUAAAAUUUAUAAACGAAAUUUGCAGUUUGAUUACCAUCAAGCCAAACCAACCUUCCAUUUCCAUGUACUAACAGCAAACAUCGAAGCAGACCCAGAAUCACAUACUAAAUUCCGGACCACCUGCAACCAGCAAACAGCCACUCUCGCCUCCGUCCCGGCCCGCCACCAUCCGACAACCACCUCCGCAGAGCAGUCGACACAGAAAUCUACACUCUUAAGACUGAAACCCAACCUGAAAGGUGGGGGGGAAGAUGAGAAGGGAAGGAAGCGAGAACCCUCAGGGGAGUCGCCAAAUCUGGUUUGAGCAGAAAAAGAACGAGUAGAUCUACAAAGGGAGACAAAGGAAAUUGCUGUGAGAACCCUCAUUUUUGUGAUGGUGGGCUUGGAAAACGUUGAUUUGAAAGCUAUUAAGUUGGAGAAAGGAUAUGUUGGGGAAGGAGUGCAAGAGGAUAACCGCCUUAAGGCCCAACAAGCGGAGGUUCGGAAGUCUGGCAGUCAAUCUAAAAGAAAAGAAUCUGAAGAAACUAGAAGCUUGAAUGCCUUAAGUAUUGGCCAGAGUAAUUCAAUUGUAUUGGAGCAUGGGCAGCCUCCAGUGGAUGACAGUGGCAUUUCUUUUGCAUCUACAAUAUGUCCAGCACCACUUUGUCGUCAAUUUUGGAAAGCUGGGAAUUAUGAUGACGGGCUCAAUUCCGGGACCACACUUCAAAAUGGCAAGAGUCAUCUCCAUGUCCACCCCAUGUUUCUUCAUUCAAAUGCCACUUCUCAUAAGUGGGCUUUUGGUGCCAUAGCAGAACUGAUUGACAAUGCAGUUGAUGAGUGUCUGAAACCCAGACAAGAUGUGCAUAUCAGGGAACUGGUUGGGACACCUGUCCAGAUCCAAAAUGGGGCCACUUUUGUAAUUGUAGAUAAAACCUUAAAUCCAAGAGAUCAAAGUCCAGCAUUGUUAAUUCAAGAUAAUGGUGGUGGAAUGGAUCCUGAAGCAAUCCGGCGAUGCAUGAGUUUUGGAUUUUCCGAUAAAAAGUCCAAAGCAGCAAUUGGACAAUAUGGUAAUGGCUUCAAGACCAGCACCAUGAGACUUGGGGCAGAUGUUAUUGUCUUCAGCUGCCACUUGGGUGAUAGGGUAAUGACACAAAGCAUUGGUCUCCUCUCUUAUACAUUUUUGGCACAAACAGGGCACGACAGAAUAGUGGUGCCAAUGGUGGAUUAUGAGCUUAACACGAUUACUGGUAAUAUGGAAAUUUCACAUCGGUAUGAUAAAGAAUACUUUAUGUCUAACCUUUCCAUGCUGUUGCAAUGGUCUCCCUAUUCAACAGAAGCUGAGCUGCUGAAACAAUUUGAUGACAUUGGAUCACAUGGCACAAAAGUUGUUAUCUAUAAUUUGUGGUUCAGUGAUGAUGGGAAUGUAGAGCUAGACUUUGAUACAGAUCCCGAGGAUAUUCGUAUUGGUGGGGAUGUAAAAAAAGUACAGGCAAAUCCUGCUUGGAGGACAGUCAAUGAACAACAUAUUGCCAAUCGAUUACAUUAUUCACUCCGUGCAUAUUUGUCCAUAUUGUACCUGAAAAUACCAGAAACUUUCACAAUUGUGCUGCGGGGGCAAUUGGUGGAGCAUCGUAAUCUCGUCCUUGAUCUCAAAUUUCAAGAAUUCAUCGUGUACAGGCCUCAAACUGGUGGAUGUAAAGAGGCUGAAGUCUUAACUACAAUUGGGUUUUUAAAAGAAGCUCCACAUGUCACUGCCCAUGGUUUCAAUAUCUACCACAAGAACCGUCUUAUUCUGCCAUUUUGGCCUGUUGUGAGCUAUGCAGACAGUAGGGGAAGAGGGGUGGUUGGUGUUCUGGAAGCAAAUUUUGUUGAGCCCACUCAUAACAAACAAGAUUUUGAGAGAACUUCCCUGUUUCAGAAGCUUGAAGGUCGAUUGAAGGAGAUGACAUGGGAGUACUGGGAUUACCACUGCGGACUGAUUGGUUACCAGGUCAAGAAAAAGCUUCCACCAAUAGAGCCUCCACAAGAUUCACCCCUUGGCAUGCCAAAUAGUGGUAAAAUGAAGCAUGUCACAUUGAAUCAUGGUAUGCCAAAUGGUGGCAUAACAAAACCUGUCACAUUGAAUCAAAAUCACCAUUCUGUUAGUGUGGAAGCAGCAUCUGCUGCAGGACUAUCAUCAAAGAGGAAGGAGCAUGGUGAUUUAAACAAAUUUGAAAGAAUGAAACGGCAGGCAGGGACAAGGGCAGAUGCUCACAAUUUGGAAAUACAGUCUUUGAGUUCUGCCAAUCAGUUGAUGGAUAAGGAGACUAUGAACUUGAUUCAAGAAAACAAGAAACUUCAUGCAAAAUGCUUGGAACAUGAGAAAAGGAGGGAAGACCUUGAUCUGAAGGUGAGGCAGCUAAGAAGGGAACUAGGAGAUGUUCAACAGGAGUAUGAUCGGCUUAUGGUUGAAUUAACAUCAUUAGACACGGUUGAGGAAGAACAUGUACGUACGUAGAUUUUUUUUGGGUAGCUGGCUUGCUAUUUUCAACCCUCUUAUCGUAGAACACCUUUGUUGUUGUAUCAUAUUCUGGGAAAGAGGGAGGGAGCUCAGUGUAUCGGAUUCUCAGCUUGUUUAGUGUGGACAUGAACAUGCAUGAUGCUAAUUGAGAAUCAACAACACUGAUGCAUUGAUGGGAAUCGACUUAUGCUUUAGUACGAGUCGAUUAUCUAUGUUUACACGCCAGCCAUGGACCUGCAAUAUAUUACUUG
Messenger RNA from Populus euphratica (Euphrates poplar), 2840 nucleotides. RefSeq names its product MORC family CW-type zinc finger protein 3-like. Gene Ontology annotation, cellular component: nucleus. The record is from RefSeq and is a predicted model, not a curated record. Bases 484 to 2586 code for a protein of 700 amino acids. Gene Ontology annotation, molecular function: ATP hydrolysis activity. The transcript is spliced from 21 exons. Lineage: Eukaryota; Viridiplantae; Streptophyta; Magnoliopsida; Malpighiales; Salicaceae.